This is a messenger RNA of Tripterygium wilfordii, 2371 nucleotides long. RefSeq names its product glucan endo-1,3-beta-glucosidase 6-like. The transcript is spliced from 2 exons. The record is from RefSeq and is a predicted model, not a curated record. NCBI's taxonomy places the organism in Eukaryota, Viridiplantae, Streptophyta, Magnoliopsida, Celastrales, Celastraceae. Gene Ontology annotation, biological process: carbohydrate metabolic process. Bases 742 to 2190 code for a protein of 482 amino acids. Gene Ontology annotation, cellular component: plasma membrane. Gene Ontology annotation, molecular function: hydrolase activity, hydrolyzing O-glycosyl compounds.
GAGAGGGAACCGACUGAGCUGUUUUGGCCUGUUGUGAGUGAUGGAUGUGGUAGAUGACUAGAUGGAUUCUUAAGCUACUCUCUUACUCCACGUCUCCACCAACAGGAUCCCCAACUUCUUCAUGUCCUCUUUGUAUUCACUUACUCUAUAAACCCACUUUUCACUUGCCUUUCUUCCAUUGGAUUUGGAUUAGAUGCCACAAUAAUGAAUCAAUUCCGCUUAUUAUCUUUCCAUAUUUCAUUAGGACUAUAAUAAUUGCUUUUUGGGUUGCUUAACCAUUUUAGUCACUAAUAUUUUUUGUGGGAGAUGAUCUCUCCUGGGCCCUGUCGGUGUUAAAGAUUCCUGAAACCCUUUUGUUUAUAAUUUCUGUAUUAGUUUCUGGUGUGGGUUUUGCUCAACUUUUAUAGAAACUCUUGCUUUAUUUUUUAUUGUAGCUGACUAGCUGUGUUGUAUACCACUCAGUUUCCAGAUCAGCAGCGGUCUUCGUUCUCUCUUUUCUUGCAUCACCUCACCCUUAUCUUCAACAUCAAUCUUGAUCCUGCACUUUUGCUUAUAACUUUUUUUGAUAAAGAAGUAGCAACGUUUAUGCUUCUUUUUUCAAGAGUUUCUGGUUCAGAGUUCAGACCCACUUGAUUAAGUUUGUUUUUGGCUUCAGUCCAAGAAGUUGAGUUCUCUUCUAUUCUAUUUUGGUUUGGAUUUAGCUGCAAAGAAGCUGGUCGGCUUGCAGAUCUGUGACUGAUUAUGGGUUGGUUCAGUUUGAUUUUUGGGUUGGUUUCAUUGCUCUCAGUGGUGCACUCGGUGGGUGGAAUUGGUGCUAACUGGGGCACACAGUCGACCCACCCUCUGCCUCCUGAAACAGUGGUGAGGAUGCUAGUGGAGAAUGGGAUACAAAAGGUGAAGCUUUUUGAUGCAAAUUAUGAUGCUUUGAGAGCUCUUGGUAAGUCUCGGAUUGAAGUCAUGGUAGGUAUUCCUAAUGACAUGCUUGCAACUCUUGCUAGCAGUGUGAAGGCUGCUGAGAAAUGGGUUGCCAAAAAUAUCUCAACACACCUCUCCACUGACAAUGUUAACAUCAGGUAUGUUGCUGUAGGGAAUGAACCUUUCUUGACAACAUAUAAUGGAACUUUCCUCGGGGUGACCUUCCCAGCUCUCCAGAACAUCCAAUCAGCCUUGAUAAAAGCUGGGCUUAGCAAUCAAGUAAAGGUCACUGUCCCCCAGAACGCCGAUGUCUACGGGACUGAAAGUAGCUUACCAUCGGGUGGCGACUUUAGAACCGAUAUCCAUGAUCUCAUGGUUGCUAUUGUCAAGUUUUUGAGUGACAACGGAGGCUCCUUCACUGUAAACAUCUAUCCCUUCAUAAGCCUCUACACCGAUCCCAGCUUUCCAGUUGAUUAUGGCUUCUUCGAUGGCAAUGCAUCACCUUUAAACGAUGGUGGGACAAACUACUACAACAUGUUUGAUGCAAAUCAUGACACUCUCGUCUACGCCCUCGAGAAAAAUGGGUAUGGAAACUUGCCUAUUAUUAUAGGAGAGAUAGGUUGGCCAACUGACGGGGACCAAAAUGCUAAUCUGCAAUAUGCUCGACGAUUCAGCCAAGGUUUCAUGAAUCAUAUAUCAGGUGGGAAGGGUACUCCAAAAAGACCAGGGCCUAUCGAUGCUUAUUUAUUUAGUUUGAUUGAUGAAGAUGCUAAAAGUAUUGACCCAGGAAAUUUUGAACGCCACUGGGGAAUAUUUACGUACGAUGGCAUACCCAAGUACCCUCUCAACCUUGGUACAACAAAUUCAAGUUCUUUAGUUCCUGCUAAAAGCGUGCACUACUUGGAUCGUAAAUGGUGCGUGAUGAGGCCAUCUGCAAGGCUUGACGAUCCAGGAAUCGCAAAUAGUAUGAGCUAUGCCUGUGCUCUUGCAGACUGCACUAGCCUUGGUUAUGGCACAUCCUGCGGGAAUUUGGAUGCUAGGGGGAACAUUUCUUAUGCAUUCAACAGUUACUUCCAGAAGAACAAUCAGCUGGAUACUGCAUGCAAAUUCCCGAAUCUUUCGAUGAUUGCAAAAUCUGAUCCUUCAGUUGGAAGUUGCAGAUUUGAGGUAAUGAUGGAGCCAUACUACGGAGGAGCAGGACCAGUCAACUGUCUCCCACAUAAGAUGUUGAGUUUGAUUACUGGAGUUGUAAUAUUUUUGGUAACAAUUGCGUGAUUCUAGGGUUUCCAAAUCUUGAACUUUUGUUUCUCCUCUUAGACCCAUCUUCUUAUUUGGUCUGUAGGAUAGCUAACAUGAUAGCAGUGUAGUGCAAAUUUUGCGACUCACAGGUCAUGUUAGGUUGUAUUUUUGCUAUGUGAAAAUUUAUGAUGGUCUGUUUCAUUAGGGUUUUUGUGAA